AUGGUUUUAGUUUUAGUAUAUGCAAGCAGCGGCGCGGAGCCCCAAGUUGCCGUUCUAUGCGAGGCAGGGGGGACUUACCACCCUCAGUACAUGUCCGCCGCAGGCCGAUGGACACCCGACCUUACCACCAAGCCUCACAACUGCUUAAAGGACAAGAUGGAGAUUCUCGACUACUGCAAGAAGGUAUACCCAAGCCACGACAUCACGAACAUCGUUGAAGCCUCCCACUACGUGAAGGUUAGCAACUGGUGCAAGCUGGGCACUAGCAAUGGUGCGAAGUGCAAGGUUACCCGAUGGGUGAAACCGUUCCGUUGUCUUGAAGGUCCAUUCCAAUCGGAUGCGCUGCUAGUACCAGAAAGCUGCCUUUUCGACCACAUCCACAACCAGUCGCGCUGCUGGCAGUUCGCGAGGUGGAACAACACUGCCGGACGCGCUUGCGCACAACGAGGACUCAAGCUCAGGACCUUUGCCAUGUUACUGCCAUGUGGAAUCAGCCUGUUCUCUGGUGUUGAGUUCGUCUGCUGCCCAAAGCACUUUAAAGAAAACGUAAAAAUGCAUAAGCCGAUGGAUGUUGGAGUACCCGUGAGCCCUGGAGGUGAAGAGAUGCUGGCAGCUUCAGCAGCUAUGGACGAGCGAGAUGAUGACUUGCUGGAUGAUGAUGAUGCUCUGGACGAUGAUGAAGAUGACGAUACUCUUAACCUUAGCGAUGAUGAUGACAAUGACGACACUGAUGAUGACAUGGACGAAGAUGAAGAUGCAGACCUGUCUCGUGAUGACGACGCUGAAGACGAUGACUACACCGAUGGUGAUGACAGCGCUUGGCCCCGGCCUGAGACUUCUUCACCACCUUCCACCACCACCAGUAGCACUACUACUACCACAACUACUACGGCCUCUACAGCGACUUCGGACCCUUACUUCUCACAUUUCGACCCUCGCACAGAGCAUCAGAGCUACAAGGAUGCUCAGCAGAGGCUUGAAGAAACUCACCGUGAAAAGAUCACCAAGGUUAUGAAGGAGUGGUCUGAGCUCGAAGACCGGUACCAACAAAUGAUGAACACCGAUCCUGCCGCCGCACAAACCUUCCGUCAACGUAUGACUGCUAAGUUCCAGGCAAAUAUUCAAUCUUUGGAAGAGGAAGGUGUUGCGGAACGUCGUCGUUUGGCCGCCCUGCAUCAGCAACGUGUUCUGGCACAUCUCGCACAACGCCGCCGUACCGCGCUCGCCUGCUACACUCGUUCACUCCGGGAUACACCACCAAAUGCUCACCGCGUCCAGAAAUGCCUUCAGCGUCUUGUCCGCGCUCUGGCCGCUGAACGAAGCGGUGCUCUCGCUGCCUGGCGCCGCGCUGCCGCCGCCGGACGUGAGGCCGCCGCUGCUGAACGAGCUAGCGCUGCUGACAGAUUACAGGAUGCCGACCGUGCACUCCAGCGAGCCCUUACAUCUCUCCGACGCCGCCCUCAUCUCUACGCUAGCAUUGGUACCGCUAUUGAAGAUUAUGUUCAGUCCAUGCAAUCUAAAGACGACAUGGCCGUAUCCCUGAUGUCCAUGACUCCUGAGGCUGAGGAACUAUUACUGGACCGCAUCGAAGCUGAAGUACAACGUGAACAGGCUGCCCGGGAUCAGUUGAACGUGAAGCGUGAUCAGCGCACCAGGCAACGGCAGGACAUCCAGAACGAACGGGCCAAGACUUCAAACGGAGUAAAAGAUAGUCUGGAAUCGGAUGACGAAGCCAGUGAGGCCAGUGAAAUUGAAGACAAUGCAUUGUCAAGCAGCACUCGCAGUCCUUUGACCGUAGUAUCAGCAUCUGCAUCACCUUCAUCGGCUCCAGCCUCUCUGCCACCUGCGCUUGCCUCAAAUACACCACGUGAUAUCACCACUCGCUCUGCCGUAUCACAGGACACUACGAGCACCGAAAUCAUCACGAGCACAGUAACCGAUAUGCCGGAAAGCGAGACUGCUGAAACUGUCGAGGUUAGCGAGACUUCCAGCCGCCGAUCCACUAGCGAGACGGAGGGCGAAGGUCUGCGCGCAGCUCUAGAGCACGCUGAAGAGCGCGCUCCCCCACCACCUGCUCACGCUCUCAAGCAUGAGCUGCAGCACUCGCAGCCAGGCUACACAGUGCGCGGCACGGCCCCGGGCGGGUCGGGCGGCGCGGGCGCGCUGUACCCGGCGCUGUGCGUGGGCGGGGCGGCGCUCGCGGCCGCCGCCUGUGUGGCGCUUGCCGUGGCGCGCCGCCGCGACCGCGCACCGCCUGCGCAGGGCUUUGUGCAGGUUGAACAGACAGGUGCUGUGGCGCCGACUCCCGAGGAGCGACACGUGGCCAACAUGCAGAUCAACGGCUACGAGAAUCCUACCUACAAGUACUUCGAGGUCAAAGAGUAA
Arctia plantaginis is the source of this 2385-nucleotide messenger RNA. Lineage: Eukaryota; Metazoa; Arthropoda; Insecta; Lepidoptera; Erebidae. The record is from the annotation of a GenBank genome assembly.